Gadus chalcogrammus (walleye pollock) is the source of this 1805-nucleotide messenger RNA. RefSeq lists its product as uncharacterized. The transcript is spliced from 11 exons. Gene Ontology annotation, molecular function: actin binding; Arp2/3 complex binding; protein kinase A regulatory subunit binding. Gene Ontology annotation, biological process: actin cytoskeleton organization; positive regulation of Arp2/3 complex-mediated actin nucleation. Gene Ontology annotation, cellular component: cytoskeleton. Lineage: Eukaryota; Metazoa; Chordata; Actinopteri; Gadiformes; Gadidae. The record is from RefSeq and is a predicted model, not a curated record. The coding region runs from base 150 to 1805 and encodes 551 amino acids.
GUGCCAUCUCUCUCUCUCACCGUACAUGGAAGGUUUAAUAUGAAUGGCACACCGCGGGUUUGAUAACGACGUGAUUUUAUUUUAUUAAAAGGAAGACGACGAGGAUCUGAGGUUUUUCCAACGCGAGGGACUUGCAGGUGUAGGUCAUCAUGCCGCUGGUGAAGCGCAGCAUCGAACCCCGCCACCUGUGUCGGGGGGCGGUGCCGGACCAUGUGACCAGCGAGCUGGAGUGUGUGACCAAUAGCACGCUGGCAGCAGUCAUCAAGCAGCUGGGCAGCCUCAGCCGGCACGCGGAGGACAUCUUCGGGGAGCUGUUCAACGAGGCCAACAGCUUCUACCUGAGGAUGAGCGGCCUCCAGGACCGCGUGGACCUGCUGGCCGUCAAGGUCACCCAGCUGGACUCCACCAUCGAGGAGGUCUCCCUUCAGGACAUCAACAUGAGGAAGGCGUUCAAGAGCAGUACCAUCCAGGACCAGCAGGUGGUGUCUCGCUCCUCCGUGCCCAACCCCGUGGUGGAGAUGUACCACCGCUGUGACAAGCCCCCGCCCCUCAACAUACUCAGCCCCUAUAGGGACGACAAGAAGGAGGCGCUGAAGUUCUACACUGACCCGUCGUACUUCUUCAACCUGUGGAAGGAGAAGAUGCUGCAGGCCACCGAGGACAAGAGGAAGGAGAAGAGACGCCAGAAGAGCUGCCCGGCCCACCCUGACAGACCCCUCUCCAGGCAGGCCGCUCCGAGAAGCCCCCUGUCCAUCGAACAACAGAAGCAUUCAGAGGACCCAGGGAGGGAGGUGAAGAAGGUCCGCAAGGCGCGGAACCGCCGGCAGGAGUGGAACGUCCUGGCGUACGAUAAGGAGUUCAGACCGGACGCCCGCCUCACGCCCUCCCCCUACCACGGCAUGUCCUCCGAGGGGUCCCUGUCCCCCGACAACAGGUCUCUGGCCUCGGACUCAUACCCGGCCAGCCCCUGCCACCCCCCAGCCCAGCCGGGCCCCGGGGCCCCCCACCCGGCUGACCCCCAGCUGGCCCACACCCAGUCCCUGGACCGGGGCCUCCGGCCGGCCAACCAGCCCCCGGGGGCCGGAGGGGCCGCCGGGGGGGCCGGGAGGGGCCGCCACGUGGCCUCCCUGGGCAGGUUGCCGUCGGGCCACGGGGCCCACGUGGGGGCGGACCCUACGGUCAACGGGCCCCGGCAGCAGUCCAUCAAGGACUACAGGGCCGGGCACAGCAGCCAGCCCUCCACCAUCCCCGAGUACUACAUCCCCCCGGCCCCCCCCCCUCCCCCGCCCACCAUCCCCUCCGCCCAGACGGCCUUCGACGCCACCGCCUCCCCCCCGCCCCACCCCCCCUCCUCCUCCUCCUCCUCCUCCGCCUCCGUGGCCCCGCCCGCCAACUACUGCCCCUCCCCCCCGCCCCCCCCGCCCGCCAACUACGUCCCCUCCCCCUCCCACCCUCCCCCGGCCGCUCCCCCUCUGCCUCCCCCCGCCCCCCUCCCCCCUUCGGCCAUCGCUGCCGCCGCCGCCUACGGUUCGCCAGGCCACGCCCACUCCGGCGAAGCCCCGCCCCCUGGCCGGAAGGGCACCGCCAUCUUGGGGCUGAUGCCCAUGAGCGACGCCCGCUCAGACCUGCUGGCCGCCAUACGCAGAGGGAUCCAGCUGAGGAAGGUGCAGGAGCAGCGGGAGCAGGAGGCUAAGAGGGAGCCGGUGGGCAACGACGUGGCCACCAUCUUGUCCCGCCGCAUCGCCGUGGAGUACAGCGAGUCGGACGACGACUCGGAGCUCGACGACAACGACUGGUCCGACUAG